AUGCCGCAGAAAUUAACCGUCGCAGUCGCGCAAUCGCGCACUCGGGACACCUUGUCUGAUACCCUCCAAGCCUUAGAAUGCACUACGCGCCUUGCUAUGUCCCGUGGAGCCCACGUCCUGCUUUUCCCAGAAGCAUAUUUGGGUGGUUAUCCGCGAACUUGCACCUUUGGUGCCUCCGUUGGGGCUCGAGACCCUAUUGGCCGCGAGCAGUAUCUACACUACUUUCACGCUGCAGUUGACCUUGGGGAUACCCCUGUUGGUGCUGGAGAUGACUGGAUUGAAAGGACUCUUCCAGUUGCGAAGGGGAAGAAUUACCGGGGCGAUGGUACGAGGGAGUAUCUAGAACGGGUCGCGCGGGAGACGGGAGUUCUGCUCAUUGUUGGCUUGAUUGAGAGAGCCGGUGGGAGUUUGUACUGUGCCGUCGUCUACGUGGAUUCCAAGCGAGGGACGUUGGGGAAACGAAGAAAGGUGAUGCCUACUGGUAGCGAGCGGCUGGUAUGGGCACAAGGAUCCCCGUCAACCCUGAAGGCCGUUACCACCGAGAUUAACGGGGUGAAACUGACGCUAGCAGCUGCCAUAUGCUGGGAGAACUGCAUGCCCCUGCUACGACAGAGUCUCUAUUCCCAGAAUGUGAACCUCUACCUCGCCCCAACUGCAGACGCGCGUGAUACCUGGCUGCCAUUGAUGCGCACAGUGGCGUUUGAAGGGAGAACUGUUGUGUUGAGCGCCAACCAAUGUGUUCGGAAAAGCCAGCUUCCUUCGUGGAUCACAGCGGGUCAGGGACAUACUAAUGUCGCAAGCCACCACACAAUUGAAGCCAAGCCAUCGACCAGUUUUCGAUCAAUACGACGGCGACGACAACCUUCGAUGACUACCCUAGAAGGAUCACAUGAGAUUGUGUGGCCAUGCAAUGAUCCUAACGCACCCAAGACUACCAAGAUUACCCAGGAAAACCUCCCUGAAACGGGCGGUGGGAUCCACCCAUCCCCCGGAGCGGAGUAUCAUACCAAUAGCACAGCCGUCGAUGGAGUGGGAGUAACGGAACAAGAUGCCGAUCCAUUCGCCACUCUUUCAUCACCGACGCAGUCAAUAAUGACCUCUCCUUCCGAACCACAUCCGGAUCCCCCGUCGGUCCCCGACCCCACAAAAUGCCGUAGAAAAUCUAUUAUAACGGAAGACGAGCACGAAAUUACAUGGCCAGAUCAUACAGCGGAUACCAAGAAGGGGGCAGCCUCCACAUCGUCACUGUCCUCUGACACUUACUUGUCCGGCGGCGGCUCUUGCAUAGUUGGCCCUAUGGGAAAUGUGCUAGCGGGCCCAAUCUGGAAUGUGUCUGAUGGCGAUGAUGGUGAUGACAGCAGCCACAUCCUAAUUACAGAAGUCGAUUUUGAGGACUGUGAAAGGGGCAGGUUGGAUUUGGAUGUUGCGGGGAGCUAUUCGAGGAACGACGCUUUCAAGUUGACAGUUGAUGGUCUCGAUUUGAAUCCACCUCCUAUCUAG
This is a messenger RNA of Blastomyces dermatitidis ER-3, 1500 nucleotides long. Its product is annotated as nitrilase. Bases 1 to 1500 code for a protein of 499 amino acids. Lineage: Eukaryota; Fungi; Ascomycota; Eurotiomycetes; Onygenales; Ajellomycetaceae. The transcript has a single exon. The record is from RefSeq and is a predicted model, not a curated record. Gene Ontology annotation, molecular function: catalytic activity.